This is a messenger RNA of Cimex lectularius (bed bug), 1764 nucleotides long. Its product is annotated as facilitated trehalose transporter Tret1-like. The transcript is spliced from 2 exons. Gene Ontology annotation, biological process: transmembrane transport. The record is from RefSeq and is a predicted model, not a curated record. The coding region runs from base 140 to 1528 and encodes 462 amino acids. NCBI's taxonomy places the organism in Eukaryota, Metazoa, Arthropoda, Insecta, Hemiptera, Cimicidae. Gene Ontology annotation, cellular component: membrane. Gene Ontology annotation, molecular function: transmembrane transporter activity.
GGAUAUAUAAUUUAAUUGGACUAGCCAGAGAAUCCCUUCUGCUUCACAACCCGUGAAAGAGUGGGGAAAUGAAAGAAAGAAAACUGUUGAUAAGGGAAAUUUUCGUGAAAAAGGUAACAGGGCUCAGUGCGGAACGACGAUGGAACCUACGCUAAAGUCGAAUUUAUACCAGCUUGGAUUCGGGAUUUCAGCGAGCUUAUCAAUAGCGACGGCUGGUGCCUGGCUCGCAUGGCCGUCAGCGGUCAUACCCAUGAUAGAAAAGGACGGUAUCCCGAUGAAAAUGACAGAAGGCGAGAUAUCGACAAUGGUCGCGUUGAUGGACCUCGGAAAUAUCCUCAGCCCCGUGCCGGCGAGCUACCUCAUGGACAAGAUCGGAAGACGUCCGACACUCAUGUCUGCUGGAGUAUGCGCGAUCAUAGCCAGCGCCGCGGUUAUGCUCGCCAACGGCGUAUGUCUCAUUUACGCGGCGAGGAUUUUCGCCGGUUUCACCAAAGGCAUAGCGUACGCCGUGUUGCCGAUUUACGCGGCAGAAGUGGCCAAUACGAAAGUCAGAGGAGGUCUGACAGCUGUCAGCAUGGUUUUUCUGACCCUCGGUACGACAGUCGACUACGCCAUCGGACCCCACUUCUCCUACCAAGCCUUGAACAUAACUAACGCAAUAAUCCCUAUUCUGUUACUUUCCACUAUUAUGUUUUUUCCCGAAUCAGUGCAUUUUUUAGCAAUGAAAGGUAAACACGAUCAGGCUUUGAACGCCCUGGCAAAAUACAGACAGGUGAAGAAGGAAAACGCUAAAGAAAAUGGACUGGAAGCGGAAUACCAAGAGGUUUCGAGAAAAGUGGAGGAAGAUAUGAGAGACAAGGGGAGGUUUUUAGACCUGAUAUCCACUCCGGCGAAUAAAAGGGCGUUGAUGAUUAUUUCCCUGUUGGCUUUUUUCCAACGUAGCACUGGAAUCAGCCCGAUAAUCGCGUACAGCACCUCGACCAUGCCGAAAGAAGGAGGUGGCCUCUCCAUAAGCGAAUACAUGAUAGUUUUUAGCGUCGUCCACGCCAUCACGGCCUACGGUGUCAUGCCUCUCGUGGACAGGCUCGGAAGAAGACCUCUAAUGCUGUUUUCCUCCUUGACCACCGGCUUAGUCACCGGGUUCAUCGGCGUCUACUACUGGAUGGAGAGAAGCGGAUACGACGUUCGGGACAUCCAGUGGAUUCCUUACGCCGGCCUCGUCUUGUUCGCGAUCACGUACGGUGCCGGGGCCGGUAUCAUACCGUCGACGAUCGUCGGCGAACUGUUUCCAACAAAUAUCAAAAGCUACGCUUCUUCAGUUUCGGCGAUAAUACUCGCCGCCGUAUCGUUCACGCUCAACAAAAUUUUCCACGUCGUAGCGAAAUCCUACGGAGCCCACGUCAUGUUCUGGUCUUUCACCGCUGCAUCCUUCCUCUGCACUCUCUUCACUUACGUAUUUCUUUUCGAGACGAAAGGGAAAACAUUCACCGAAAUUAGAGACUACAUGGCGAAGCUAUGCGAAAAAUAAACCUUCGUCAAAUAUUUCAAAAAUAAUUGGUAAAGAUCUCGUAUCAUCUUUUUUCAUAAAACAUUAAAACAAAACAAUGAAUUAAUGAUACAAAGAUGUUACCAAGUUAACAAGUGAUUUUAAAGUUUCUGUUAAAGUGAGCACAAUUAUGCUCUUAUCACAUAUUACAUGAUUCUUUAAAAAUGAUGUACCUGGCUGAAAAUAAAAAUUAAAAUAAAAUCUUGACGAUUAUUUUC